Molecule: messenger RNA, 2948 nt
Organism: Rosa chinensis
Lineage: Eukaryota; Viridiplantae; Streptophyta; Magnoliopsida; Rosales; Rosaceae
Product: serine/threonine-protein kinase BLUS1
Exons: 21
Coding region: 170-2371 (733 amino acids)
Biological process (GO): protein phosphorylation
Molecular function (GO): ATP binding; protein serine/threonine kinase activator activity; protein kinase activity
Source: RefSeq, a predicted model, not a curated record
CAAGCCAAAAGCCAGUUCUGUUUCCUUCUCUCUCUCUCUCUCUUUUUUUUUUUUUUCCAAGCGCUUCUCAUGGCGGUCAACGAGUCGAUAUAAUUAUCAUCGAAACGCAGAGCACAACGCUUGAAACGCAGAACACACUCUCACACACAGCCGCCGGUCUCCGAGUGGUAUGGGGAGGAUGGGAGGUAAUUCCAGAACUUACUCGGCUAAUUCCAGCGAUUAUAAGCUUCUGGAAGAGGUUGGAUAUGGUGCGAGCGCUACUGUUUAUAGAGCGAUCUAUCUCCCUUUCAAUGAAGUCAUCGCCGUCAAAUGCUUGGAUCUUGAUCGUUGCAAUAACAAUUUUGAUGACAUACGUAGGGAGACGCAAACAAUGCACUUGAUAGAUCAUCCAAAUGUUGUAAGGUCGUAUUGUUCAUUUGUGGUGGAACGGAACCUUUGGGUGGUCAUGCCAUUUAUGGCUGAGGGUUCUUGUCUGCAUCUCAUGAAGAUUGCGUAUCCAGAUGGGUUUGAGGAGGCUGCAAUUGGUUCUGUUUUGAAGGAAACCCUUAAGGCUUUGGUUUACCUUCACAAACAAGGUCAUAUUCAUCGAGAUGUUAAGGCUGGAAACAUAUUACUUGAUACUAAUGGGAUGGUGAAGCUUGCUGACUUUGGUGUUUCAGCUUGCAUGUUUGAUGCAGGUGAUAGACAAAGGUCAAGAAAUACUUUUGUAGGAACACCAUGCUGGAUGGCACCAGAGGUACUGCAACCAGGAAAUGGAUACAAUUCCAAGGCCGACAUUUGGUCAUUUGGUAUAACGGCAUUGGAGUUGGCACAUGGUCAUGCACCAUUUUCAAAAUAUCCUCCCAUGAAGGUUCUCCUCAUGACCAUACAGAAUGCCCCUCCUGGACUUGAUUAUGACCGCGAUAAAAAGUUCUCCAAGUCUUUUAAAGAAAUGGUUGCAAUGUGCCUCGUAAAAGAUCAAACAAAGAGACCAACAGCAGAAAAAUUGUUGAAACACUCCUUUUUCAAGACUGCAAAACCUCCGGAGCUUUCUCUUAAGAAAUUGUUUACAGACCUGCCACCACUUUGGAAUCGUGUUAAAGCCCUCCAGCUUAAAGAUGCAGCGCAAUUGGCUUUGAAGAGAAUGCCUUCAGCAGAGCAAGAGGCAAUGUCACAGAGUGAGUAUCAGCGAGGUGUUAGCGCGUGGAACUUUGACGUUGAGGAUUUAAAGGCUCAAGCGUCCAUGGUGCGUGAUGAUGAUGAUGAUGAUGAUUUUUCGGAAAUGAUUGACACAGACGGAAAAUUGAAAUCCGUUUUUAGUUAUAAGGUUGCAACUGAUUGGAAAUCCAGUUUAGGGAAGUCGAAUGAAAAUAAUGAACCACCUUGGACUGAUUGCAAACGUGAAGUAAAUGGUGAUGACUCACAACAGGUUGAAUGCGUGAACAGAAAGGACAAGCAUCAUGAAAGUGAAACAUUGGAAUCUGGUGGUCAACAAGGGACAGACUGGAAGAAAAAUGGAUCAAGCUCUGAAGCAACAGCGUCUACAUCGGAAACAGACAUGGUACAGGCCAAGUCUAGAAUUGUAGCAGUGAAAAGUCGUCAAACGCGGAGUGGGCCGCUCACGCCUGGUGGUGUGCUUAAUCAUUCUUUAUCGGAGACGGGACGCAGUUUUGAAAGGAAUGAGAAUGAAAACCAACAAGCUAUCGAGAAAGCUAAAUGUGAAGUAAGACGAACUCCAAGCUUUAGUGGUCCACUGAUGCUCCCAAACCGAGCUUCAGCAAAUAGUUUAUCAGCUCCUAUAAAAUCUUCAGGAGGGUAUAGAGAUUCUUUGGAUGACAAGUCAAAGGCUAAUCUGGUGCAAAUAAAAGGGCGGUUCUCAGUGACAUCAGAAAAUUUAGAUCUUGUAAAGGAUAUUCCAUCAAGUACAACUCCACGUCGAUCUUCGCAGGGAUCACCUCUAAGAAAGUCUGCAAGCGUUGGUGAUUGGGUAUUUGAAUCUAGGCAAAUGCCUGUCAGUUCUCCCAAGGAGUUGAACAACAGCAGCAACGUUCCUGCAUCACUUCUCCUCCCUCACCUUCAGAAUCUUUUUCAGCAGACAUCAAUUCAACAGGAUAUUAUUGCGAAUUUGCUGAGUAGCUUGCAACCAGCUGAGGCAGUAGAGGCUACCCAAAAUGGAAAGUUGCCUCCACUGCCCCGCAGUUCUGAGAACAAUGGAAAUGUGGAACCUGCAGUUUCUGAGAGGGAGCGGUUACUGCUCCUCAAGGUCACGGAGCUUCAAUCAAGGAUGAACAACUUGAAUGAUGAACUGACUGCUGAAAAAAUGAGACACAUUCAAUUGCAACAACAGCUAAAUGCUGCAUCUGAGCAAGAAGUAAAUGGGAACAGAAGAUAAUAGGUGCAGGGUGCCUUAGAACCCAAACUUGUGAUUAGUGUAAAGUGGAUCCGCUAUGUACAUCCGAGCAAGAGCUGUAAAUCGCACAGAAUCUGUUCUCCACCAUUUUUUCAUCCAUGGCGAAUGGGAAUUAUGUAUGGCUCUGUUGAGAAAAGUAGAAGCAUGCAGAUUGCUUAGGGUAGCAUUGACGUUCGUGGAUCUCUUCUCUUCUGCCACUGUAUCAAAUAAGUCAGUUCCCUUGAGGAUUUCAGCCACUCGAGAUGAGCAAUAAGCGAGUUUCUGGAUUCACGAGGAUGAUGUGUUGUUCGAAUUGGGAACAUAGGUCCUUCCCUGCGGUGAUCCAACUCCCAGCUGGCGGUCAAAUUUGUUUUAAUAGACAUAAGCAUAUAGCAGACUCAAAGAAAGAAGCUAUAUACAUACAAUAGGGGUGUGAUUGUAUAAUAUAUUAUAAUUUUGAAACCUUUAGUAUUGCGUCAUUAUUUUUCUCCCAAACAGAAUCAGCUUGUAUAUGAUCGCAAUAGAACAGAAUGCUGUUUGUUAUUUCGUUCAUACUAAUUGUGCUCCUCCUGUUCCUAUA